GAUUCCACAGGAGCCUACCUGGGGGAGGGGGUAUACACACGCUGCGCGCACCCCAUUCCCCCCCCCCCCUUGACCAUGUUGGUCAAGGGGGUGGGGGCUGUCGUUUUUCUAAAUAGUCUAAUAGAGCCUGGGGCGCGCACGCGGGAGACCUGUGAUAUUCUAAAACGACAGGGACUAGGCUCCAUUUCCAAGAUGGUUGCCAGCAAAAUUGUAGUAAACACGAAUUCCUGCAAGUUUACAAAUUCUCGACUUACAAAGUUCCAGAGCGAUAAAAGAGCAAAAAAUUGAUUGAAGCGGGACUCCCAUAUAUGGUAUGUAGUGCCUAAUAAGGAAAUGACCGAGCGAGCUAGAAAAACAACAGUUUUUAAAACAACAUUGACUGAUAUGCAAAAGUGGGUCAUUCGUACAGGGGGGGGUGUCAUUUAUUAUCGCAACCUCCCGCAUCUAGCAAAUCCUGUGUACUCGACUGAUCAAUUUCUUUGAGGUUGCGCGGCCGUAUAGCACCUUGAUAAAUGAAAAUGCUUUCCCAAUAGAUUUUAGAUUGUAAUUGCAAAGAGUAAGCUGUGAUGCGCAACAACCAAGAAUAAUUUCCACUUAAGACUUCAUAAUUUGUUCUUUUGUACGUCAAUAUAUGUUUAAACAUCGGUAAAAGAAAAUGAUCACUGCCACUCGACCAAUCAGCGCCCUCCAUAUGAGCCCCCUUAAUCUAAUAGUAAUUAUGGUGUCAAGCGGCGAGGGCAUUGAACAAUAGGGAAUUAGUGGGGGAUAUAGUUAGUAAUUAGUGUUAAAUUGUAACUCUGUUUUCAUUGUUUUCCUCCACACGCAGGUUUUUGUUAAUUCGUGCCCUAAAUCCCAUAGAACACUCAACUACCAGAAAGAUGGCUAAAAUACCGGGGUAUCAUAAAUACUCGUUUUUACACCGUAGCAUUAUUUAAUUUUAGGGUCUUGAGGGGGUGGGGGCACCCGGAAAAUUCAGACUCAAGCUAUUAUGUAACGCCCCUCUGUCACAGAGUAAAAAAAAAAAAACAAUUCCGGUAGGUUUUUCGUAAAAACGUCACCAAGUUGGUAAAUUUUUUACCCGGUAGAUGGAGCUGGAGCUGGAGAAGGAGCUUUUUUAAAUGUUUAUUUUUGUACUGGGGCAAAUUUUUCCACCAGGACAGGGUGUACCAGGGAGAGUGAAAAUUCUGAAGGUACCGAACUUCAAAAGGCUAAUUGUUGCAAGAGUGUCAACAAAACGAAACGAAACUCUGCGUGUUAACCAUUAAUUACACGCAACCUCGAAAUACUUUUUUUUUAUAAGAACGUCUAAUAUUCAGUGGAGGCUGUGCCGUUCUUAUUUUUGGAGCAUUUUAAUGCUGAAUAUGUUCUUAACGAUGUUCUUAAAUUUAAGUGUAGAUAAGAAUAUAAUAUCCGAUGAAUUAUUAGGAAGAAAAUUACACUAAUGAUCAAUAGCAAUAAUAUAUAAGGUUGUUAAUAUGAACACAAUUUGAUUCUGCCAUUUAGAACGCGCACCAGGACACUAAAAAAAACAAUAUUUUUCUGCUAUCUGAGGGUCGGCAUGUUCUAAGCAUUUUCUUGAAAUUUGGUAAAAUCUCAGGCUAGACAUUCUUAUAAAAAAGGUUUUUAAUCAAAUGAUCUUGCACCUCAAUUUCUUUGAGGUCGAGGGCGUAUAGCACCUUGAUAAAUGAAAUUGUUUUCCCAAUAGAUUUUAGAUUUUAAUUGCAAAGAGUAAGCUAUGAUGCGCAACAACCAAGACUAAUUUCAUCUUAAGACUUCAUAAUUUGUUCUUUUGUACGUCAAUAUAUGUUUAAACAUCGGUAAUAAAAAACGAACUUCAAAAGUAUCAGAUACACAUAUUCCUAUGCCGUGCUUAGUGCUUACUUUUUUCAGUGAAUAUGUAUUCACUGAAGGAUUUUUAUUUUCUUCGUUGCUCUCUGGCAUGACGGUUGCAGCCAUCUCUGUUUUUUUGCCGUUUAGUUUUCCACCCCAAAAAGUCACGUGCUUUUUUACCUAGGCCUAUUAGAAUUACAAAUAAUCUUUUGAAGGUGUUCCGAUGAAAAGACUAUUGACUUUCAAUUCCACUUUUUGUACUUUAGUAUGCACACAUGCAACUCAUUGACAUUUGUUGGUAAGCCCUUAGUUGGCUGGCGGCUUUGUGACUUGCUUUCUUGGCCUAGGACAUAAACGUCUGAAAAAUCCCUCGAGAGAAAUUAAGAAACGAGAAUAAAACGCGGAAAGCAAAUAGCACAAGGAGAAGAGAAAGAGAGACGAUAGAUAAAAGAAGAACACGGAAAACUUGUCCUUGGAUUCUUGUCGUAGGCUGGAAGACCAGGUGGUGAAUGUGUUGGCGAGUGUGAAGAAGAAAGGUAAAUAGGACUUGUGACGAAAACUCAAGACGAAGAAGACGAAAGGAAGAAAAGGAAACUUUUGAGAAGGUUUUAUAAAUCUUCUUUUAUGUGAAGUCGAUUUUCAUUUGUAGAAAGAGCAAAAGAGAAAAAGAAAAGAAGAGUGCCAAGAAGGAGGAGAGACAGAAAUUAAGGGAGCAAGAGAAGGGACUAUUUUAUGAUAAAAGAAAGCGAGACAAAUAACGGACAAGGACGAUGGCCACCCCUUUGUUGUUGUUGUUGUUCGUUCUCACAGCUGUCGGAAUUGAUGCCUACCCAACAUGCUUUUCGACCGAGUCCCAACAAGGCCGAGUUCUUGUCAACAUCGUUAUUUCCCGAGUAUCAACGAUUUCUUUCCAACGCUGCUUCUAUAAGUGCUCCAAAGAACAAAACUGUUUCAGUUUUAACCUGAAUUUCAAACUCGGUGUUUGCGAACUAAACAACGCAACGCAUUUUUCGAGCCCGCAUAACAUGGUGCCAGCAGAUGGUGCAAUGUACAUGAUCUACCCCCAGCAUCGCCACGUCUGCAGCAACAGCUUGUGUGGUCACCAUGGGAACAGCACAUGCGUGAUGAAUGCCGGUGGUGUCAGUUAUAGCUGUCAAGAAAAAGGCGGCAACAGCUCGGCAGGCUGCAAAGCAGGCUGGGAUUGGCAUGACGGACUCUGUUACAAAUGUCACUGCAAAAGCUCUAGCAUGGCAACGUGGUCUCGAGCUCAACAAACGUGCGAAUCCGAGGGUGGGAACCUCGUCUCCAUUCACGACAGCACACAAAACCUUCUUGUUAGAAAGAUCAAGCCAGACUAUAAACUGAUGUGGAUUAGGCUUAACGAUAGAGAUGCGGAGGGACAAUACAAAUGGUCCGAUGGUAGCGAGGUUGGUUUUACUCCUUGGGACUUUGGUGAGCCUGUUAAUGUGACCGGGUUAGAGGACUGCGCUGUUCAGCGUUACAGCGAAUUUGUAAUGAUGCCCUGCACGGAUCUCCAAAGAUUCCUCUGUGUUUAUAAGCCGUGAAUCUCUCGAUGAUUAGAAGAAUAGAAACAUCUUCUGACGACGGCGUACACGUUAGAUUCAUCCGCAAACAAAAAAUAUGUGGCGCGCGCAGAGAUUAGUGUUACAGGACGUGUUGUCGUAUUGUUUAGGUUAUAGUUACUGUCGUCUAGUAUUUCAUGUUCCUAUGAAAAACGGAAGUUAUAAAGUUUUGUUUAUCUUUUAAGGAUUAUUUAGAUUUUGUUUGCAAUUGCUGGUUUCCUUAGUCUAGAUUUUAGCACGCCCGUGGACCCUCCUGUUCGAUGACCUUUUGGUACGUCUAAAUCCAGGGAGUUUCCAGUUUCUUGUACGUGGCAGAAUCGUGGUUACUUCUUUUCGUUUCAGACAUUUAUUUGGCAAGUUAAACUCUUGAAUGUUCUUUGAAACCACAUGCCAUCUUCACCCCUUGGUUUAAACAUCAUAUAUUUUAUCAUUAUUUCAUUUGAAGGAAAAAGUUGUAGUCACGCGCUCUUUGAGCAUGCGCAGUUAAGUUUUAAAAGUUGCUUAAUCAUUAGUGUUAUCUUACAGUUACCUUGAUUUUAUUAAUUUUUUUGUAAAUAUACAGGGACGAGAGACCAACUUUAACCGAAUGUAUCCAAUUCUCCCCGUUCUCUCUUGAAUUGUUUUACAUUUAUUUCCUUUCAUGUGGGACCACCACAUGGAUUGCUGUCUGA
This is a messenger RNA of Nematostella vectensis (starlet sea anemone), 4084 nucleotides long. Its product is annotated as C-type lectin 1. The transcript is spliced from 2 exons. The coding region runs from base 2601 to 3395 and encodes 264 amino acids. The record is from RefSeq and is a predicted model, not a curated record. NCBI's taxonomy places the organism in Eukaryota, Metazoa, Cnidaria, Anthozoa, Actiniaria, Edwardsiidae.